AUGACGGACCAGCACUGGAAAACGCAGCCACCUUACCGAGAACCUGGCCCGGAAUUUAACAAGGCGAUGCAAGGUGCUUGUCAUUGCGGUCGAGUAAAGUACUGGCUCAGCAAAGAUAGUCCUCUAGCCUCCAAAUACUGUCACUGCGAUGAUUGUAAAGUAAUCCAUGGCGCCCCUUUCCAAUGGGCAGCGAUAUUCCAAAAGUCAGAUAUGGCAUUCCAAAACGGUACUGAGAGCCUGCGCUUUUACAACUCCGGUUCUCAGUCACAAGAUCAUGAGCUACCCUGCAAAGUAAGCUGCGCUUAUUGCGGCAGCUUCAUCAUGGACGAAGGACGGAACAUGGUUCUGCUAUUUCCGACGCUUUUGUCAUUCCAGAGCGAGACGCAGAAGAAGAAUUUUGCUGUCCAGUACGUUAUCUCCGGAGACCCAGGUUUAGAUAUGGUUAUUGACGGCACAUGCAUGUGUCACCUCUUUUAUCCGCAUAGGGUCGUCGAUUUGCCGGAUGGGAAGCCGAAAUGGGCAGGGUUGGAUAGCAAGAGCGACUUGGUAGAUGAAAUCUGA
Molecule: messenger RNA, 561 nt
Organism: Trichoderma virens Gv29-8
Lineage: Eukaryota; Fungi; Ascomycota; Sordariomycetes; Hypocreales; Hypocreaceae
Exons: 2
Coding region: 1-561 (186 amino acids)
Molecular function (GO): carbon-sulfur lyase activity
Source: RefSeq, a predicted model, not a curated record